AUGGAAUCAACUAGUUCGAAUAGUCAAGUACGAGGAAAUUUAGUGCUUUCUGUUUGGCCUAACUGCAAGAAUCUAUUGACAAUUGAUCCGACUUGUUUAGCAGCUUCCCUAUGGCUUCGAACACAAGGAUAUUCGUAUUCAAUUGUCAAUGCCAAUCGACAAUUAUCAUUGAUCAUCGGAACUUAUCCGACAUUACAUGAUGUUAUUAAUAAGAAGCACUAUGUUGGAUUUGAUGCUAUAUAUCAAUACAGUCGUCAAUCAGAUCCAUCGGCUGAUGAACUUGCUCUAUUAGCAGCUUUCAAGCGAUUAUUUCUUCCAGCAUUUAUGCACUCGCAAUGGAUUGACGAAACGAACAAACCAUCCGUCCAUACUUUAUAUCACUAUACAAUUGGUUUACCCAGUAGUUUAUUUUACAUACGUCAAAAGUUCUCGUCAGCCCGCGUAUGGUUUAAUCUAAUUCGCAGUCGAUGUUCGUAUUCUCACGAAGAAGAGAAUCGAAUAUAUACAGAUGCUGAUCGAUGUUUAGCAAUACUUAACAAUGAAUUAGAGAAACAUAAUCAGCCAUACAUCGGUGGAGAAAAAUUUUCACUUAUUGAUGCUUGGGUUAGUGCUCAUCUUCUCGUCCUUGUUCGUCAUACAUUGGAAAAAUCUCGUUUACGAACAUUACUAGUUCGAUAUGGUCGUCUUGUUGAUUAUAUUCAACGAAUCGAUGAAGAACAAUCAUUACUAUUAAAAGAGAAUGUCACUCAGACUCUUUUAUCUUCAUCUUCAUCAGAAAAUUCAUUCGAUACUGCUUCGAUUCUAUACGUAGUGUCACAAGUGAUCUCAUUCUCAAUUUUCCUGUUCAUGUUAACAAAAAUUGGUGCAAAUUAUCAAACGCAAACGAUUACAUCCUAA
Molecule: messenger RNA, 897 nt
Organism: Adineta ricciae
Lineage: Eukaryota; Metazoa; Rotifera; Eurotatoria; Adinetida; Adinetidae
Source: the annotation of a GenBank genome assembly